Molecule: messenger RNA, 2647 nt
Organism: Canis lupus familiaris (dog)
Lineage: Eukaryota; Metazoa; Chordata; Mammalia; Carnivora; Canidae
Gene: ZBTB9
Product: zinc finger and BTB domain containing 9
Biological process (GO): regulation of transcription by RNA polymerase II
Molecular function (GO): protein binding; DNA-binding transcription factor activity, RNA polymerase II-specific; RNA polymerase II cis-regulatory region sequence-specific DNA binding
Source: RefSeq, a predicted model, not a curated record
CCCCGGCCCGGUGCCGCCGGUGUAGCCGCGGGGGCGUGGCGGCGGGAAGGGCCUCCCGGCUGGCUGGUGCGGCUCCCCGGGAGCCGGCCCUCUGGGCGCCGUGAGCAGGAGCCGUCCGGGGCCGGCGAGGCCAGGCCGGGGCUGGAAGGAUCUCCUCGUCUUCCUCCGCAGGCCCUGGAAGUGAAACCCCGCCUUCGUCCCGCGGGGGUGCGCCCCCAGCCCCUCAUCUCCAGUGUUCCGCCCUCUGGGAUUUCUCUCUCUGAGGAGGCCAUAUGGAUCUCUCGACGCCUUUGCCCCCCGUACCCUGCUCCCCGACCCGCAACCCAGCCCCACGGACAAUCCAGAUCGAGUUCCCACAGCAUAGCUCGGUGCUGCUGGAAGCCCUGAACCGCCACAGGCUAGAGGGAAAGUUCUGUGAUGUGUCCCUGUUGGUGCAGGGCCGGGAACUUAGAGCUCACAAGGCAGUGUUGGCUGCUGCCUCUCCCUACUUCCACGACAGACUUCUGCUGGGGGAUGCGCCACGUCUCACUCUACCCAGCGUCAUUGAAGCCGAUGCCUUCGAGGGGCUGCUCCAGCUCAUUUAUUCAGGACGCCUCCGUCUGCCUCUGGAUGCUCUGCCUGCCCACCUCCUUGUGGCCAGUGGCCUCCAGAUGUGGCAAGUAGUAGAUCAGUGCUCAGAGAUUCUUAGAGAACUAGAAAUCUCAGGUGGAAUUUCAACCUGUGGGGCGACGUCUUACCACACUUUUCUUUCAACCACAUCCUCUCCAGGAGGCUGGUGCAUUCGCUCUUCCUCUUUCCAGGCCCCAGUGCAGUCUUCCUCCACCUCUAGGGAGAACUCUGUUUUAGGGGAGGGGAGUGAACUGGGAGAUGUGUUACAGAUUAAAGUUGAGGAAGAAGAGGAGGAGGACCAGGGGUCAGCAGCCCCUUCUCAGACACCUCAGCCUCAGAGGGUAUCAGGAGGGUUUCCCUGCCCUCAUGGAUCCCACCCACUGCCUGUAUCCACUACAUAUUGUAGGGUUCCUUGCGAGAGUGCCCCACUUGAGCCUCCUGCCCUUCAUACUGCACCACCCCCCAAAGUCUUCUACAUUAAGCAGGAACCCUCUGAGCCUGAAGAAGAGAUACCAGGGGGUGGAACUCAGUCUGGAGGAGCAAAGGAGGAGACCAAAGUGUUUUCUGGAGGGGACACCAAAGGGAAUGGAGAACUAGGGUUCUUGUUACCCUUAGGAGCAGGGGCAACAUAUGGAGGAGGAGGAGGUCCAUCCUGGAAACCAGUUGAUCUUCAUGGGAAUGAAAUCUUGUCAGGGGGUGGGUGGCCUGGAGGGGGAGGACAGGCUGUGCAUGGGCCUGUGAAGUUAGGAGGUAUACCCCCUGAAGAUGGAAAACGCUUUGGUUGCUUGUGUGGAAAGCGGUUUGCAGUGAAGCCAAAGCGUGACAGGCAUAUCAUGCUGACCUUCAGCCUUCGGCCCUUUAGCUGUGGCAUCUGCAAUAAGCGCUUCAAGCUGAAGCACCAUCUGACAGAGCAUAUGAAGACUCAUGCUGGAGCCCUGCAUGCCUGCCCCCAUUGUGGCCGUCGGUUUCGGGUACAUGCCUGUUUCCUUCGCCAUCGGGACCUAUGCAAAGGCCAAGGCUGGGCCACUGCUCACUGGACUUACAACUGACUGCCAAGGGCAUACACGAACUUCUAGGAUAAGAGAGCCACUGCUGCUGAUGGAUACUUUUUCAUCACCACCAUCACACCCUGCUCCUGGAUCUUGUAAUCAUGCCAAGAAAAUAGAUAUAUUCCAGACAUCUGGUUCUUAAGUGUGGAUGUCAACCUGGCAGAUUCUGGGAUCUCAGAUUUCUUAUAACCAAGUUUUUUGCUAACCACCCCAUAGGAGGGUGGUUUACAGGGCAUAUGUAAAUUGAUCACUUGCCCCAUAACAGACCUUUCGUGCAGGAAACCAGAUUUCGGAUUAGAAGUUUGGUGAGAGAAAAGUUAGAACAAAAGAUGUAAUGAUAAACAUUUCACUUGGUCUCCAUGAGGUGUUGAAGGAGCUGGUCUCUAUUCUAGGGAUGUCUGAUUCUAGGGUCCAGUAAUUCAGAAACCAAUUAAGGUCUAUGCUCUCCUCUCCCUUGUCAUUGCUGAAAUGAUUUAGGUAGAGUUCUUUUUAUGUACUUUCUUUUGUUCGAUCUUUCCAGAAGCCUCUCAGAUCAUAACUCAUUCUGCACCUUCCCAACACUUCUUUUAUUAACAUUGUAGUUGAGCACUUUAACAAAUUGAGCGUUCCAUGUGUCAUUAGAACUCUCUUUUUAAUAGAGGAUAUCCCCUAAAUAGCCUGUGCCUCUUGUUUACCUUUGUCCACCACUGAUCACCCAUAUAUUGAUCACGGUGAUUAGAAUAUGACCAAAGAACUCAGGAGAUGGCCACUGACCUAAAAUGCUCUCAGGGUAGCACCACUGUUUUUGAACAAGUGGCUGUUGUCAGAGACUGAGACAGCACAUACAGGAAAGGCUGAAGAGUAACUGCACAGUAGGACCAUACCCCUUAUCCAUCCCACUUACACAUGAUAGGCCCUUGUUUGAGAGAGAUAGAAGAGUAGAUAUUGGAAUGGGGAGACUGUCACAGGUUACUUAAUUUCUUCAAAUAAACUUUGCCCUGAAAUUUAAA